Messenger RNA from Etheostoma spectabile (orangethroat darter), 1489 nucleotides. Its product is annotated as NLR family CARD domain-containing protein 3-like. The record is from RefSeq and is a predicted model, not a curated record. The transcript is spliced from 3 exons. The coding region runs from base 188 to 1489 and encodes 433 amino acids. NCBI's taxonomy places the organism in Eukaryota, Metazoa, Chordata, Actinopteri, Perciformes, Percidae.
AGAGAAAGUUCAGCUUGGUGGAACUUGUUGAUUACUUCUUUAGUGAAACCAAAGAAGCAGGACUCAGCAGGUUUGAAGAGGUCCCGGUGGUCUUCAUCUUUGACGGCCUGGAUGAGUGUCGACCUCCUCUGGACUUCCCAACACUGAGAUCCUGACUGAUGUUACAGAGUCCACCUCAGUGGGUGUGAUGAUGACAAACUCAUCAGGGGGAAUCUGUCCCUCUGCUCGGCUCUGGAUAACCACACGACCUGCAGCAGCCAAUCAGAUCCCUCCUGGGUGUGUUGACAUGGUGACAGAGGUCAGAGGGUUCACUGACGCCCAGAAGGAGGAGUACUUCAGGAAGAGAUUCAGAGAUGAGGAGCAGGCCAGCAGAAUCAUCUCCCACAUCAGGAGAUCCCAAAGCCUCCACAUCAUGUGUCACAUCCCAGUCUUCUGCUGGAUCACUGCUACAGUUCUGGAGAAGGUGUUGGAGACCAGAGAGGGAGGAGAACUGCCCAAGACCCUGACUGAGAUGUACAUCCACUUCCUGGUGGUUCAGUCCAAACAGAAGAAUGUCAAGUAUGAUGGAAGAACUGAGACAGAUCAAACCUGGAGUCCGGAGAACAUGGUGAUGAUCAAGUCUCUGGGGAAACUGGCUUUUGAGCAGCUGCAGAAAGGCAACCUGAUCUUCUAUGAAUCAGACCUGACAGAGUGUGGCAUCGAUAUCAACGCAGCCUCAGUGGUCUCAGGAGUGUUCACACAGAUCUUUAAAGAGGAGAGUGGACUGUACCAGGACAAGGUGUUCUGCUUCGUCCAUCUGAGUGUUCAGGAGUUCCUUGCUGCUCUUCAUGUCCAUCUGACCUUCACGGACUCUGGAGUCAACCUUCUGGCAGAAGAACAAACAACAUCCAAGCUGUCUAAAUUCUUCAGAGUCAGACUAAAACAAACAUCAUCAGCACAGUUCUACCAGAGAGCUGUGGACAAGGCCUUACAGAGUCUAAAUGGACACCUGGACUUGUUCCUCCGCUUCCUCCUGGGUCUUUCACUGCAGACCAAUCAGAGUCUCCUACGAGGUCUGCUGACACAGAGAGGAAGUUGCUCAGAGACCAAUCGGGAAACAGUGAAGUACAUCAAGAAGAAGAUGGAUAAGAAUCUGUCUGCAGAGAGAAGCAUCAAUCUGUUCCACUGUCUGAAUGAACUGAAUGAUUGUUCUCUAGUGGAGCAGAUCCAACAGUCCUUGAGAUCAGGAAGUCUCUCCACAGAUAAUCUGUCUCCUGCUCAGUGGUCAGCUCUGGUCUUCAUCUUACUGUCAUCAGAAGAAGAUCUGGACAUGUUUGACCUGAAUAAAUACUCUGCUUCAGAGGAGGCUCUUCUGAGGCUGCUGCCAGUGGUCAAAGCCUCCAAAAAAGCUCUGCUGAGUGGCUGUAACCUGUCAAAGAGAGGCUGUGAAGCUCUGUCCUCAGUUCUCAGCUCCCAGUCCUCUAGUCUGAGAGAGCUGGACCUGAGCUGA